AUUUGAAGGGACUAGAUGAAUUCUUUAAAUUUGUGAAAGUGUUGUUCAUUUAAAUAGGUGAAUGGAUGAAUAGGCCUCAAGAGAUUCCCAUGGACCAUUGCAAUUGUCCUCCAGGACUAGAAUACCUUACUAAGAUUGAUCAACUACUGGUUCAGCAAAAAGUUGAAGGCCUGGAAGUUCUGACUGGAUUUGAGACUAAAAACAAAUUCACAAUAAAAAACAGCCUAGGCCAGAAAGUAUAUUACGCGAAAGAGGACUCCGACUGCUUGACCAGAAACUGCUGCGGGCCACUGAGACCGUUUGACAUGAAAAUUUUGGAUAAUUACAAAAACGAAGUCAUUCAUUUGUAUCGGCCGCUGGCUUGCGGGGCGUGCUGCUUCCCAUGUUGCUUGCAGAGCAUGGAAGUGUCCUCUCCCCCGGGAAACAUUGUGGGUAGAGUGGACCAAGAAUGGAGCAUCUUCCUGCCUAAAUACGCCGUCAAAAAUGCCAGCGGCGAAACGGUUUUGAGAAUCGAGGGUCCGUGGUUUAAGAUGAGCUGCUGCGGCGACGUCGAGUUCAAAAUAACGUCGGCAGAUGGCAGCGUUCAGUUGGGCAAAAUCUCCAAGCAGUGGUCUGGAGUGUUCAAGGAAAUGUUCACUGACGCCGACAACUUUGGCAUCACCUUCCCUAUGGACUUGGAUGUUAGGAUGAAAGCUGUUUUGCUGGGAGCUUGCUUCUUAAUUGUAACUAUUAUUUAUACAGUGUUAAGUUGGCAACAUAUGGGGAACUUUCUUAUUAUUAAUUUUACGAAGAAAAGUUAUUCUUUAUAA
Messenger RNA from Brassicogethes aeneus, 809 nucleotides. The record is from the annotation of a GenBank genome assembly. NCBI's taxonomy places the organism in Eukaryota, Metazoa, Arthropoda, Insecta, Coleoptera, Nitidulidae.